AUGAUGAGUUCCCUCAGAUCCCCCAAACCAGUGAUUUUCAUCGGUGCCGCUGGCGAAAUGUGCCGGUUGGCUGUCGAGCGUUUCGCCAAGGCAAGUGAUAAUGCCCUGGUUCUCACCGAUAUCAAUCUGUCCACGCUCGAGACGACCGUCGCCAAACUCAAUCUUCCAGCUUCCCGCAUCUCUACGAAGCAGUUGGAUCUCUUUGACCGGACCGCCCUGCUCGAAGCAAUCAAGGACGCCGCACUGGUUGUGCUUGGUGCAGGGCCUUAUACGCGCACUUCGGAACCCGUACUUACCGCGUGUCUGGAAGCCAGGGUGCCUUACCUUGAUUUUGAUGACGAUGUGGAGAGCACUCAAGCCGCUCUUGCUCUCCAUGAGCGUGCAAAGGCGGAAGGCGUGCCGUGCUACAUCGGAUGCGGCACGUCCCCAGGCAUGUCCAACAUAAUGGUUCUUGAUGUCACUGCAGAGCUCGACACCGUGGACUCAAUCGACAUUUGCUGGAGUGUCAGCGACGGCAAGGGCAAAACCGGCAAGGUGGUCUUGGAACACUUGAUGCAUAUUGCUGCUGGCCCCUGCCUCACAUGGGCGAACGGCAAGCGAACAAUGAACGAAUCCUGGGUUGAAACGACUUACGCUCCAAUGCUGGGCGGGGAAGGGGAAAUGCUCCUCCACGAGACUGCUCAUCCGGAGCCAGUCACCUUCCCACGCCUCUUUCCCGACGCUCGCCGAAUCCGUUGUGUCGGUAGCCUGGAUCCUGCCCCGGUUAACGCUAUCGCCAGGGGCCUUGGCCGCGCCGUCCACCGCAAUGCCUUGGCCACGAGCGACGAUAUCGAUUUUCUGUUUCAUCUGGCCAACGACGAGACCUCCCUGGCGGGAAUUGGUGAGGCAUUUGGUGAAAUGGCUGCGCAGUUCCGCGGUGGUGACGUCACAAUCAAGGAGCUAUUUCAACUGGUCGCUCACGCGAAUCGCAAACUCAGCCCCCUGCGGUACGCUCUGUGGGGGAUGGUCGGUGAGCCAGGCAGGCUCCAUUGCCAUACUCAUAUGGCAAACAUUAGCCAUUCUGACCCUGACAUUCGAACAACUCCGGACAGAUAA
This is a messenger RNA of Aspergillus viridinutans, 1095 nucleotides long. RefSeq names its product saccharopine dehydrogenase family protein. The coding region runs from base 1 to 1095 and encodes 364 amino acids. NCBI's taxonomy places the organism in Eukaryota, Fungi, Ascomycota, Eurotiomycetes, Eurotiales, Aspergillaceae. The transcript has a single exon. The record is from RefSeq and is a predicted model, not a curated record.